Molecule: messenger RNA, 5340 nt
Organism: Anoplopoma fimbria (sablefish)
Lineage: Eukaryota; Metazoa; Chordata; Actinopteri; Perciformes; Anoplopomatidae
Gene: cgna
Product: cingulin
Exons: 20
Coding region: 183-3797 (1204 amino acids)
Cellular component (GO): myosin complex
Source: RefSeq, a predicted model, not a curated record
CCUUGUUCCUGUAUGUGUUUAAAGCGUUGUCUAACAAAGUUUUGACAUUUCAGGGUUGUUUGUUAAUGAGUGUCUAGGUUUUCUUUGUCUGAUUUCUCAAUUUGAGGAAAGAGCUGUUUCAUGUUAGGCUGGUUUUUGAUCGUAUUGUAGCGGUCUUUGCUGUGACCCUGAACCUGCUAUCCAUGAGCACUGCAUCCUCAGGUCGGAAGACCCCAGUGGACUACGGUGUCCAGAUCCGCUUCAUCAAUGACCUCCAAGACGCUGGUGGGGGGCAGCCAGGGCCCCAGCCCAGGACCAAGACCAAGACCCAGAACACCUCCAAAUACGGCGUGGCCGUCAGGGUGCAGGGUAUUGCUGGCCAGCCAUAUGUGGUCCUGAAGGACGGAGAGAAAGGAGACUCUUAUGGGGUCCAGCUCAAGACCCAGUACCCCUCUGGUUACAAUAGCCUUCCCCGCAGAAGAGAUAAGGCAGAGCCAGGAACACAGGGGGCAGAUAUAGAUGGAGGAGCAGGGCAGGGUGGGGCACUACGCAGGGCCCAGUCCCAUGGGUCACUGCUGGACAGGGACGGAGAGGGAGGGGAGGGCAACGAGGAUUUUCAGCUGUCUAGGCCACCAGGGGACGGGAAGUCUGGGAGUUAUGGGAAUCUGGAUGGAGGACUUGGCGUAAGGGGAGAGAGAGAGCAGGUUCGCCAUGCCGGUAGUAGAGAGGGGAGCAUGGGAAAGAAUAUACGGGACGGUACGUACAGAGCAGGGCUCAACGGGUCACUGGGGUCAGUUAGAAACAGUCAGUCCAACCCUGACCCGCCUCAACAAACAAAUCAGAGACUUACUCCCAUCAACAGACUAAUAAACAGGUUUGAUGAUGGUCACACUGGAGGCCAACAGAGAGGACUCCCUGCUGAACAACAAGAUCCCAGAGCUACAUCUCCUCUCAGCAACCCCAACCCCUACACCUCACCUCCGUCCUCCACUCACAGCAGCCUUGGACGCAGCCAGGCCGCUGUCAACAAAUACCCCGGAUACUCUGCUAACCAGUGGACAUCACCGGGGAAAUAUACCGAUGCAGAGACACCACAGGCCGGUCCGACUGAGCCACAAGUGACUCCUGACCUUUUGCUGGACCAGGGUCAGAGUGCAGACACGGCCAGUGAGGAGGAGCAGGUCAUGCAGACUCUGUUCAACAUCCUGAGACAAGGGACGAAUGAGAGCGAUGUUAUCAUCAAGCACAAAGUCAAGGUUCUCUUUAAGAAGAUUCAGAAUCUAAAGCCCAACGAAAGAGCUCCGGAAGAGUGGAUGAGAGAAAAGAGGGAGCUUGAAAGAAGGAUGGCUGAACUGCAAACUACCCUGCAAGUGGAAAGAAGGGACUCUGUUAGCAAUUCUGAUCCUGUUCUGAAAGCUGAGCUGGAGUCCUGUCUGGAUGAAAAUCUGCAGCUCCGGGAGAUGCUGGACCGGAAGAAGAUAGAAUUAAAUGAAACACAAUCAGAGCUGACUCAGCUGCGUAUGGACAGGGAGAACGCAGAGGCACGGGUCAGAGAAAUGGAGGACCAUCUGGCUGAGCUUCAGGAUGAACUGAGAAGGGAGAACGGCAACAAGACGGACCUGAUGUCUUCUCAGGCACAGUUGAUGGAGGUGUGCCAGCUGAAACAGAAGCUGGAGGAGACGCUAAGGCAGAGGGAGAGGGAGCUAACUGCUCUCAAGGGAGCUCUGAAGGAAGAGGUGGCCACACAUGACAAAGAGAUCGAGGUGCUCCGAGAGCAGUACAGCGUUGACAUGGAGAAGCUCCGCAGCAGCAUGGAGCAGGUGUCUCAGUCUCAAGUAGGGAUCGAGGCAGAGCGGUUGCGUGUGAAUGCGUCAGUCCGCUCCCUUCAGCAGCAGUUGGAAGACUGUAGAGACGAGAGCAGCCACUGGAUGGAGCAGUUUCACUCCACCAAAAAUGAACUUCGAACAACCAAGCAAGAACUCCUGCAAGCCCGGCUGGAAAAAGAGGAGUUUGAGGAGGAAGUAAAGGAGCUCCAGGAUAAAGUGAGCACCAUGAAACGACAGAUACCGGACCCUGACCACACACAGACUCUCAACCAGGAACUUCAGCGAUACAAUACUGAUCUACAGAAGGCCAAGUCUGAGGUGGAGAAGCACAGGAUGGAGUUUGACAAGAAGGUCAUGGAGGUUAUCUCCAUUAAAAAAACUCACCAGAACCAGGAGGCAGAAAUGAAGUAUGAGAUUGACAGGCUAAAGGACCAAUUACAGAGGGCCAGGGAGGAUAUUGCCAAGGCACAGGGCAAAAACAAACAGCUCCCAGACCCAGCCAUCAUCUCAGAGCUGGAGCAGAAGCUUGGUGAGACACGUGGUGAAGCUGGCCAGCUCAAAGUGAAACUCUCAUUGGCUGAGGAGGAAGUGGUGGCUAAUAAAACACUUCUGAAUAGAGCUCAGAUGGACGUUGAAUCACUCAAAGAUGCCCAGCAGGAACAGGAGGAGGCCAACACACGCCUCAGAGAAAAACUCUCACGGUUGGAGGCUCAGCUGCAGAACAAAGCAACUGAGAGUUCAGAGGCAGAGAUUGCCCUCCACACUGAGGUGAGAGGGUUGAGAUUGGAGCUAGAUGAGGCCAAGAGGAAAGCUUCUAGACUGACUCAGGAGCACCGGGAACUUGUCCUGCGUGUGGAGGACACGGAGAAAGAGAAGGAGACACUCAAACAGACCUUCAACCAGCUGGAAGAGACCAAACAACAGCAGGAAAGAGCUCUGGAGAAACUCAACAAAGAGUAUGAGUCUCUCACCGUGUCCUCAAGAGAGGAGGUGCAGACUCUCAAGGUUCAGCUGGAGGAGCAGAGAGACAGGGCACGCAAGGAAAUGCAGGAGGCACAACGCCACGGAAAUGACUCUCAGAGUGAACUGGAGAAAAGUUAUAUAAAUCUAAGGAGACUGGAGGAAGAGAUAUCACGACAGAAGAAGGAGAUUUUGCUUAUAUGUGAGGAGCGAGACAACCACCAGCUGGAUAAAGAGCUUCUGUCCAACAGGCUGCGCCACCUUGAGGGAGAGAUGGAGGCCAUCAAAAACGGCCAGAAUGAUAAAACCCGGGAGAUGCGCAUCCUGGAGGACAAGCUGAAGCGUAUGGAGUUGGAGCUGGAGGAGGAGAAAAGCAGCGUGGAGAUGCUGACAGACCGAGUGGCCAGGAGCAGAGACCAGAUUGAUCAGCUCCGCUCUGACCUCAUGCAGGAGAGAUCCUCCAAACAGGACCUGGAGCUGGACAAGAACUCCAUGGAGAGACACCUGAAGGAGCUGAGGGGCCGUGUGGCCGACAUGGAGGGCCAAUCUCGCUCCUCAGCAGGACUCUCCCAGCUGGAGAACAAGCUCCAGGAGCUGGAAGAACGCCUACUGAGUGAGGAAAGGGAGAAGAACUCAGUGUUGGCGUCUCAACGACGUCUGGAGAGGAAACUAAAAGAUCUCAACAUGACGCUGGAUGAAGAGAAAGAAACACACACUGAACAGAGGGACCAGCUUACUCUGAGAGUGAAAGCCCUGAAGAGGCAGGUGGACGAAGGAGAGACGGAGCUGGAAAGGAUAGAUGGCCUGAGGAGGAAGGCCCAGAGAGACAUGGAGGAACAGAUGGAGCUCAAAGACGCCUUGCAGACCAGAGUCACAGCACUGGAAACUGAGCUCAAGAGAAAAACCCAGCUAGCAAUGCGCCCAGCUUUGGAUUCAUCAGCUCUCAGUUCAGAUGACGACGACAGCCUGUUCGAUCCCUCCACCAUCACCUCCAUCCUCACUGAGAGCAACCUCCAGACCAGCUCCUGUUAGAACAGCACUUCAGGGACAGGGUGAGGGUCGGAAAAACGUAGCACUGUAAAGGAAAAAACAUGGAUGGUCGUGUGGCUUUUAGACUGGGAGUAAAGCCAAAAAGCACAACGGUAUAAAAUAAAGGCAGUGAGGGAGGGGUGCACGGAUCUGGGAUUUAAAUUACAUAUUGUAGAGUUUAGCAGAGUUUAGCAGGGGAGUAAUGUUCCACACCAGUUUGAAUGGAAGGAAACAAAACAUCCUAUGCAUUUCAGGGUAUUUCUUUCAGUCUACAACGUACACAGAUUCACUCCACCGUGCAGUUGAAAGGGUUCAAACAUCCCAAAAUUCACUACACACAAACACGACAGUAACUGGACUGCAAGAAGAGAAAUGAGGCUUGAAGCACAGAAAAAUAUUAAUGAAAAAUACCUCUUGCAUUUUUUGCUACAAAUUCAGUAUGUCAAACCAUUUCCUGGUUGGGAUUCUGGGUCGAGCACUUAUGGUACCAAGUCUGACUUUGUCUGAACGAUCAAAAAUACUCUCAUCAUCCAUCAGUGUUUACAGUUUACCUGUAACUUUAGUUUUCUCUGUAGCAUCAAAUGACUAAGCUCACAAAUUCUGUACAUACACAAACAUUAGGUAGAGCUACUGACAAACAUGGACCAAACACUAACAUUGUGUGCAUUCAUGAUUCACACAAACUAUAAGCAAUAUUACUCUAUGAUAAUUAUGCUGUUUUUUGGUUAUAAAAUAAAAUGUAAGUACUGCAAAUCAUUCGUAUUGAAUGAAAUUUGGAGUUUGUUUACGUAAAACACAUUAUAUUUUCACAUUGUUUUGGAAUAUGUCACGUAGAUUUUAUUGUCACAUGGAACACAGUCUCGGAAUUCAGAAUAAUAAAAUAUGACACUAAUAGCACAAUAUUAAUUACUAUAAAUGUGAUAGAAACCUCAUGUUUGUGUGAAGGUUUUGAUUCAUUUUGUCUUUAUUCACUGUAUCUGAAACAGUUUCCUGGUAAAGGUGCCACAGACCUUUGUAUUGUGGGUUGUUUUGAGGACAGAAGUGUCCUUUGUCAGAAUAUCACAUACUUUACAAAAGUGGUUUUCCCCUUUAGGCCAAAAUAUCAUCCUGUCCAAUAAAAUCUUUAUGUAUGUAUUUGUAGAAGUUGCACAAUUUCUAUGCAUUCCCUUAUAGCAAGUCACUGAAAUAUAUGCCUUAAAAUAAUUGUUAAAAAAGAAUUUAGUAAUUCUUAUCUAAAUGAUUUUUGUAAAAUGUAAUAUUAUAUAUUUUUUUGAGUCUUGAGUUUUGUAUACAGUUUGAACAAUCAGUUGGAGCGAUAAUAACUGUAUUACAUUUGUCGAAAAUGUAUGUUUCUUCCUAUAUUGAAAGUUGUGUAACUGGAAAUGGUACUUAAUAUGAUUUGUUAGAAUGAGUAUGAAGCUGUUGAAUUUGAAAAUGCUGAAAUGUACUAUAUUUGUUGACUGGAUGAAUUCACCCUGUGACUGUACUUCACAAAAUAGAUAAUGUUCAUAUUGCACACGAAUUUAGCUACAAUAAAGUAAAACCA